UAGAAUCCGCUCAGCCGGCAUCGAGUGCGCGUCGGUUCGGUUGCACGAAUUAUUUGCCAGCGAUCCCUUACGUGUUAGUACCGAAGUUUCCUACAGUGAUUACAGCGUAGGGGAGGAACAACGCACGUUCCUUCGGCCGCCGCGUUUUCAAAUAUUCCCAACGGACUGCUACGGAAAACAAGGAACAUCGUUCGGACGAUACUGUUUCGGUGUUUCUUUCUUUCGUUUCCUUUAGUUCCCGUUUGGACUUCGGUGUUCCGAGUGCACUUCUUUGUUGGGGAUAUGCAGUGACCGGGACUUUUUCUCUCGAACAUUUUACGGAGUGACUCGCAGAGGAUACCAUUGUGCGCGCCAGGAUUAUCGAUACACAAGUUGGACUAGUUGGUUGUUGUCUUCUUUCCCCGUAUUGGAGGAGAGUGAGAGAGGCUGAGCGGUGAACGAUGCACCUACCGGAAGGACCAUUAGGCAUGGAGAGUUACAACGCGAUACGCGAGUCGCUGCAGGUGCACUGCGAUCUCGUGAGGACCGGAAGUCCGUCCAUCCUGUGCAGCGCGUUACCGUCACACUGGAGGUCGAACAAAUCGCUGCCCGUGGCCUUCACGGUCGUCGCCCUCGACGAGGUCAACGACGGCACCUUGGUCACCAUACGCGCCGGGAACGACGAGAACUGCUGCGGCGAGCUCAGGAAUUGCACCGCGAUCAUGAAGAACCAGGUCGCGAAGUUCAACGAUCUCAGAUUCGUCGGUCGUAGCGGGAGAGGAAAGUCGUUCUCCCUGACCAUACAGAUCAGCACAGUGCCGUUUCAAAUAGCCACGUACACCAAAGCCAUCAAAGUCACCGUGGACGGACCAAGAGAGCCGCGAUCCAAGUCGAAUUUCCAGUACGGACCUGGAUUCCCUACGUUAGGACUGCUCAACCCGUGGGUAGACGUUGCGUACCUAGGGCACGCGUGGCACAUGCCUCAUCCCGCUUUCGUCAAAGGAACCAUACCGAUGACAUCGACGGACAUAUUCCCGCCGACGUUCCCGCCAACGGUGCUGCCGCCUUACCCGUUCGACCACAUGAAGUACCCGCCAGACUACAGGCUACAUCCCAACACCACCACCACCACCAUGGCCAGCUCGCAGCAAGUCAUCCCCAGGACCCCGUCCAGAACACCACCGAGGAGUCCAAGCGAGUCCGGAAGCGAAUCGACGGCCGAAGAAAUCCGCAGCGCGUUCGUUCCCAUCAGAUUGAACGCGUUGCCGAUCGCUCCACCGGUCUUGCCCGCGACCUCGUCUUCACCGGACCCAACCACCGUGUCCAAGAGGCCAGCGGAAGGUGUGAGGAACGAGCUGAAGGCACCCAGGACGAUGGUCUCGCAGAAGGCGUCGAAGAGGUCACCACCGCCCACGAAGGUCCCGUCCCCGGUGCCGGUGAAACCGCCAGUCUGGAGGCCUUACUAGGCUAGAGUGUAGGCUGACGUGAUUUGACGAUACGCAGGGGUGUGCAGGACUCCCGCAGGAAGGCUAGUGAUUAAUCGGACAACGUCCACAGCGAGCCUGUACAGAUAGUUUUUCUCCUGUGUUCGAUAGUUCUCGUUACUUUCGACUUAAUCGCGUCGCGCGUGGUACGCGAUCGCUCUUUCGUUGCGCGGGUUUUCUUUUCCCGAUUUUCAUUUACGUUGUCGCUGUCGGACGUUGGAUUCGGGGUAACGACGUCGAGUCGGUUCUUCGGUUUUACGAAGAGGGUAAUUGGAUACGAAGUAGUUACCUUUAUGGGGAUCUUAAUAAGUUAAACACGGUGAUCGAGGGUAUCGUCGGAGGCUGGUCACUUUCGGGCCGUCGAUCGUUGUGCGCAAUUCGCCAGAGAGAGUAUUAUUGUACAAAGGUUGUGUAUUGUUACACAAUUUGUAUAUACGUGUAGAUAGUUCGUGGACAAUAAUUGUAGAGAGAGAUUAUUAUAUAUAUAUAACUAUUGGUGCGCGUGCGCGCGUGUUGAGUUGUGUGUAUGCCUGUUUGCGAGCACGAGAGAGAGUGAGUGAACGAGAGAGAGAGAGAGAGAGACCAAAAGACAGAGAUAUUAAUAUUAUUUAUAAGCCAGAGAUCUAAUUUAAUGUAAACAGAUGGUAUUACAUAGAGACGGGAGGAGAAGAAUAAAAUCGAA
Molecule: messenger RNA, 2145 nt
Organism: Nomia melanderi (Alkali bee)
Lineage: Eukaryota; Metazoa; Arthropoda; Insecta; Hymenoptera; Halictidae
Biological process (GO): regulation of DNA-templated transcription
Cellular component (GO): nucleus
Molecular function (GO): DNA-binding transcription factor activity, RNA polymerase II-specific; RNA polymerase II cis-regulatory region sequence-specific DNA binding; ATP binding
Source: RefSeq, a predicted model, not a curated record